Messenger RNA from Rhagoletis pomonella (apple maggot), 2297 nucleotides. Its product is annotated as transient receptor potential-gamma protein-like. Gene Ontology annotation, molecular function: inositol 1,4,5 trisphosphate binding; protein binding; store-operated calcium channel activity. Gene Ontology annotation, cellular component: membrane; cation channel complex. The transcript has 12 exons. The annotation marks the transcript as partial. Gene Ontology annotation, biological process: regulation of cytosolic calcium ion concentration; calcium ion transmembrane transport; manganese ion transport. Lineage: Eukaryota; Metazoa; Arthropoda; Insecta; Diptera; Tephritidae. The record is from RefSeq and is a predicted model, not a curated record.
GUCUAAUUUGGAGCGAAGUCAAGCAGCUGUGGGAUGUAGGUCUGCAAGAGUAUCUCAACGAUAUGUGGAAUGUCAUCGAUUUCGUAACGAAUUCACUCUAUGUGGCCACAGUGGCAUUACGUGUGGUGUCUUUCUUUCAGGUGCAAAAAGAAAUGAUCAUUAAUCCGCAUGCCACUGAUUUGCCGCGUGAGCGUUGGGACACAUGGGAUCCAAUGCUCAUUUCGGAAGGCCUCUUUAGUGCGGCAAACAUUUUCAGUAGCCUCAAAUUGGUAUACAUCUUUUCGGUGAAUCCACAUUUGGGACCACUGCAAGUGUCCCUGUCGCGUAUGGUUAUGGAUAUCAUGAAGUUUUUCUUUUUGUACGUACUCGUACUAUUCGCCUUCGGCAGUGGUCUGAAUCAAUUGUUGUGGUACUACGCAGAUUUGGAGAAGAAACGCUGCCCUGAAGUUUCGCCCACAAAUGUACUUAUCACCAUGAACGGCACCACAGAUCCGAAUGCUUGCAUCGUUUGGCGGCGCUUUUCGAAUCUCUUCGAAACUACACAGACACUUUUCUGGGCUGUGUUUGGUCUAAUCGAUUUGGAUAGCUUUGAGUUGGAUGGCAUUAAGAUUUUCACACGUUUCUGGGGCAUGCUAAUGUUUGGCACAUAUUCCGUUAUCAACAUUGUGGUGCUGCUGAAUCUACUUAUUGCUAUGAUGAAUCAUUCUUAUCAACUUAUAUCGGAGCGUGCUGAUGUUGAAUGGAAAUUUGCGCGCUCCAAAUUGUGGAUAAGUUACUUUGAGGAAGGUGGCACCUGUCCACCACCAUUCAAUAUUAUACCAACACCGAAAUCCAUAUGGUAUGUGUUCAAGUGGGCGCGCAGAGUAUUCUGUAGUGGCUCUUCGGCUGCCAGACGUGAGCAUUUAAAGACAAUACGGCGUAAAGCGCAGCAGGCGAGUGAUCGCGAUUUCAAAUAUCAGCAAAUAAUGCGCAAUUUAGUGCGUCGCUAUGUGACCGUAGAGCAACGCAAGGCCGAAUCGCAGGGUGUCACCGAAGACGACGUGAACGAAAUCAAGCAGGAUAUAUCGGCAUUCCGUUGCGAAUUAGUGGAAAUUUUGAAGAAUAGUGGCAUGGAUACCAAUGUUUCUGCGGGACAAGGCGGUGGUGGUGGCAAGAAGAACCGUCAAAAGGAGCGACGGCUAAUGAAAGGCUUUAAUAUAGCGCCACCUGGUUCUACCGGUUCCUUGGCGCCGGUAGCAGAAUUCUCCACCUCAUUGGAUAAUUUUGAUACACAACAUGAAAUACUCAGUAACACACUGUCGAAUCUUUUCAAUUCAAAUUUCAUACACAAAAAUCAACAGAAUGGUCAGACAAGCGGCAAGGAAUCGCCAACAAAUGGCACUACGACAACAACAACCACAAUACAAACGACAACAAAAUAUAAUAAAUCGGCAUUGAAACCGCACAAUAAGCGCAUUGCCGGCCACAAGAAGCGUUGGGGUACACUCAUCGAGGCCGCCAAAGUGGGAAAUGUCUCAAAAAUGCUAGGCCGCUCCAAAUCGGAAGACUCCAUGUGCAAUUCCUCAGCCAAUUCGUCGCCAGUUCAUGGCCAAGUGCGCGUUACAUAUGCACAGAAUUCUGCGCAGCAUUACAUGAGCAGCAGUGGCGAAACGACUACGACAGGCAGUCAUCGUGCCAAUGCACACACGCCGACACACAGCGCAGGCACACAUGGUGGCAUAUUCAUGAAGGAUCACAGCAGCAGCUUGAAUAGCGGCAGCGGUAAUAGUGUCAGCAGCAAUGGUGGUAACGGUGCUUCGCAUUUCUUUCAUACAACAACCGGUCUCACUGCCAUAGCCGCUUUGAAAAAGAAGCGCAAGAAGUUUUCAUCGAGUAAGAAUAUCUGUCCCGUUAACGAAUCCAUAUCCACUGCCAAUGGAACAACGGCUGAGGCAGCAUUGAACGACAAGAGCUGGGAAUCCCAAUCGGAGGAUACUUCAACAUUUACACCCGAUAUUACGCCACUUAUUUUGGCGGCACAUCGUGAUAACUAUGAGAUAAUCAAAAUAUUAUUAGAUCGCGGAGCCGUACUGCCAAUGCCGCAUGAUGUAAGAUGCGGCUGUGACGAAUGUGUUCAAUCACGCCAAGAAGAUUCACUGCGACACUCACGUUCUCGCAUCAACGCCUAUCGUGCACUGGCCAGUCCAAGCCUCAAUGCAUUGUCGUCGAAGGAUCCUAUUUUAACUGCAUUUGAAUUAUCCUGGGAAUUGAGACGUUUAAGUUUCCUCGAACACGAAUUUAAGGUGCGUAACUUUUGA